Leptidea sinapis is the source of this 3645-nucleotide messenger RNA. RefSeq lists its product as uncharacterized. Gene Ontology annotation, biological process: cobalamin transport. Gene Ontology annotation, molecular function: cobalamin binding. The record is from RefSeq and is a predicted model, not a curated record. NCBI's taxonomy places the organism in Eukaryota, Metazoa, Arthropoda, Insecta, Lepidoptera, Pieridae. Bases 124 to 1527 code for a protein of 467 amino acids. The transcript has 10 exons.
CUGAAGUAUAAGCCUGUAGGCUAAAGACUGAAUUUUAUUAUUCAGUCCCCGCGUAUCUGCUGUCUGGGGCGGACGUGUUUAUAGUUAAAUAGUGUUCAUAAUCCUUUCCACAUAUCGGAAGCCAUGUUGAAAACAAUCGUGUACACGCUUUGCACCGCUGUGUUUGUGGGAGCUGUAUUUGCCCAAACAGAAACCGAAGGUCCCACGACAUUAACAACCAAAACAUCAACUACCGCGGUUGUCCCCACCACAGUCACCUGGGAGACAGAGACCCUGAACGAGGGACAGGCUAUCCAGAAGGCUCUGCAGUACCUACAGCAGCAUCGCCAACCUGACUGGGGUUGGGGAAAUGACACCCACCAUGUUAUGUUAACUUUACAGUUGGCAAACAAUACUGGAAAAGAGAUUGAGCAGCAAGGACUUGAGAUGCAACUGUCUGCAAAACAGAUGGAAAUAGAAAUACUUCUCAUGAUGUCAAAGCAUCACGAGUCACCACCGCCUCUCGCCCGCUUGGCUGCCUACACCCUGGCGCUAGGUGCCUUGUGCAAGGAUCCACGGUCUUUCCACUCCCGCGACCUGGUAGCUGCUCUGCUACACCGAGAGCCUCCUCAUGACCUGGAAUUUGCGUACGCGACCCUGGCUGCUUGCUCCUCAGCAGCCCACGUUCGUCGUCGCCACAUCAGACGACUGUUGGACAUCGCUAACGCAGCGGCUGACCAUAGCUUGGACACAAUAUCGAUGGUAAUUCUGGCUCUCCGAUGCGUGGUGCAGGACCACAGACACCGCAGCCUGAUCCACUUCGUACGGCGUCCAAUGGCUGGACUCGCGCGGCAACAGCACCCUGACGGCAGCUUCGGUUCCCUCACCACAACAGCACUUGCCAUACAGGCUCUUGAAGAUUCUGACAGUGGUCCAGGAGCUCACCAGCACUGGAGUCUCCCAGCAGCCAGGAAGUGGCUCCUGGAGCGACAGGAAGCGGACGGUGGCUGGGGAGAUGUGGAGAAGACGGCAGCAGCAGUUGCGGCUCUAACACCAGCCUCGCUGGCUGCUGUACGACCCCCCCACUGCAGCGAUAAACUGCUUGAUAACCGCCAUGAACCUUUCGAGAAUGGUGGCGAUGGUAACCUGAAGGUGUCGUACCAGGCGGGCCACGCCAGUAACGAUUCUGACGCCCGCAACGUUUCCUUUACUUAUACUCUGUGGCUCGGCACCAAUGUUACAGAGAACUACACCCUGUAUAUGAUCGCUCCCAGGAACGUCUCUUUCUAUCACGUAAUGCAAAUGGCGGCAGAACAAGAGCCCAAGUUCAAGUACGAGGCGAGCGAAUGGCCCAACGGCCACUACGUACACACCCUGGCCGGCCACAAGGAGGAACCCAUGGGCUACCACUACUGGCUGCUGUACCGUCUGCCCGAGAUCCCUGACCCAGCCAGCCCUCCUGGGAACCAACUCGUGGCUCCUGUCGGCGUCGACGAUCUACUUGUAGAGGACGGGGAACAUUACUUGUUCUGGUACAAGAAGCUCUAAGAAGUUAUUUAUCACACAUCUCUUUGUCAAAUCUCUAACAAAGUUGUAGACAUAGAAAAAAACAAUAGAAUGAAUGAAUAUUACCAUGUAUCUUAUCAUGUUAGUUACACAAGAAAUAAGUCUAAGUGUAAAGCCAUGAAGCAUGAAACAACGUCUUGAAGUCAUUACUUCUGGGUAUUUUAUGAAAAUUAAUAUCCUUUCCAUCGAUUAACGCCUCAGAUAAAACAUUGGCAAUAGAUCUUAUAAAGUUGUGAUUAUUACCCGACGACGACCUCAACUGAUUGAUUGAAUUGUUUGCAUUAUACUUAAAAGGUCGAUGGUAAUACCUUAAACCUUAUAAGUUUAGUGGUAUAAUGAUAAUUUAAUAAACAGAGAUUUGGUCAAUUCCCUGAGUGAUUUGAUCAAAUCACGGAGUAUGUUUAAAGAACAACACGAUUUUAUCAUUUCUCUAGACAAAUCUAGUGAUUUGAUCAAAUGCCCCUGGCAUUGAUAAUUGGUUCCGUGAAAUGACAAUGAGUGACACUACUAGAAGUACUUUGGAUGUAAAAUCGAGCGAAGCGAGCAUCAGACUUGAGUCAUACCCCGACCCGAACAGGUUAGGUGGAAGGGGAUUUCUUACCAAAUUAUGUCUAAGUCUUACCAAAUAAACCUUUUAAAUACCAAAGAAAAGAGUUUUUGUCAUUUCACGGAACCAACUCUGGCAUUUGGUCAAAUCACUAGAUUUGUUUCGAGAAAUGAUAAAACCGUGUUGUUAUUUUUAACAUCCUCCGAGAUUUGACCAAAUCACUGUUUUUAUCAUAUCACUGCGACAUAAUUAUAAAAGAUCUAUUCAAGUUUCUACGCUUCAUGAGCUAACCUUUCACAAAGAAUAGGUAAAAUUGUGUGUAACUUCAAAUAUAUCAAUGUUUCUGACUUUAUCAUGCAUAGGUACAAUAUAAUAUGUUUGUUUAGUAAUAGUUUUAGAAGUAGCAAGUACCAAAUAAUAAUGAUCUAAUUCUAUGAACAGACUUAAUUAUGAUAGUUGUAUUGAUAUCAAUAAUUGUUAAAGAAACGCAUUUUUUUUAAUGUAAAUUUGGUCUGUUAUUAUCGUUGAUAAAAAUACGAUGGUAACUUCUUUUAAAUCAUCGUCAUUGUUCGAGGUCGUCAAAGUGCUCUAUACAAUUCCCAAAACCUAGAAAAACGUAAGUCAGGAAAUGGUAAACGAGACACACUCUCCACAAAGCACAUUUAAAUUUUAGUUAUUCCUCAAGCUAUCGUAUUUCCGACGGUGUUACUAUCUAAAAUGGAUUUUUUUGUCAAACACCACCGCUCAAGUCUAAGUGUCACAGCUCAAUACUUUAUAUAACUUACAACUUUGCCUAAAUAAGUCAUUAUCAAAUACUCUGAACUUCCUACAAUCAUAUGAUUGCAGAAUCAACUGCCGGCCCUGUACUGUAUUUUCGAACAUGUGCUACAUGUUAAUCUCAUCGCAGAAACUGGCAAUAUAUCUUUAAGGCUCAAAAGGCUAGAACCAAACGCCGUAAAACAAUUUACUAAAACAAACAAUAUGCAAGAAAAGCCAAAUGUCUUAAGGCGCGGUGUGUUACAUUGCCCAAAAGGCUAAUUGUGCUCGUAAUUUGCAUUAAUAUUAUUUAUUUUUCAUUUUUUAGUCAAAUUAGUGUAAUGUCAUCGGUCCUCGAUAAAUCUACAAAGUUUGAACGAAAUCUAGCCGUUUAAAGUGGGUCAAAAAUCGCGCCCAUAGAAGUCGGCUACAAACAUACAUACAAACAUACAGAUGAAGCUAAUAUAAAGCGUAUAAAAAUGGACCUCAACACCUUUUUUUGUAGCACGUACAUACAAUAUAUAUAUCUUUAAAUGAUGACUUUUUAAAGCUUGUAAGAGCCCGCUAUUUGGUAUCAAUUGUAAACCAAAUUAGGUGUGACAAUUCCCCAGUGUUAGUUACUUCGUUCAAUAUAAAAUGUUAUUCGUUAGUGAUAUAUUAAUUCGUAUGACAUUUUUAUUCUUCUACAAUCUCUCUUUGUAUAAUAUUUGCAUUCUUUCUCUUAGGUAUAACUUAAUUAAUUGUUUUAGGAGACUGAUCCACUCAAUUUAAAAUUAGUUGGUUUAUAUUGUAUCUAU